CCAUGACAACAGCCGCUUCCUGUCUGCCUCCCAGCUAAAAUAAGUGAGUGACAACAUGGCGUCUGUUCAGGAAGAAAUCUUUAAAUGUGUGCUGUCCGGAGACCUGGAUACUAUCAAGCAGUAUUUACAAGCUGAGCGUGUCGCGGACGAGUCGCAGGUAAAAGAUUAUUUCAGUAAGAAGGACGAGUUUGGGAGAAGUGCUCUGUUAACCGCCGCCAUGUUGGGAAAGAGCGCCAUCGUCCGGGAGCUGGUGAGAGGAGGAGCUCAGGUCAACGAGCAGACUGAGAGAGGUUAUUCAUCCCUGCACCUCGCGGCUUGUUGGGGUCACGUGGAGACAGUGAGGACUCUGCUUGAACAGGAAGCUGACAUGCAGGCCACAACCUUCAGGGGGGAGAGGCCUGUAGACCUGGCUCGGAGAUACUCCAAGACGGACUGUGUAGACUGUCUCACCCUGGCAGAAGCUAAACAGGACCUGAUGUCAUAUCUAGCCUUUGUUAAGAACAUUAUUUCAGACUCAGAGAGGAGCCUCACAAAGGAAGAGAAGAACAUCUGUACGCGUGCAUGUUCUGCCAAGUCCGACUGGAUUCAGAGUGUCCAACACCCAGCCGCGUCAGACUUCAUCGCCCAGAGGACAGACAUAGAGGACACUCUGCAACCUGUUCUCAGCAAGUUGUCCGCACAAAUGCCUAAUAAACCAUCUUUAAAGGUUUAAAACAGCGAUGUUGUGAGGACAUCACCUCUUCUCCGAAUCUCACCUGGAGAUAAACGCUGUGUUUUGAAUAACGUUUUUUUGGACUUCCUGUAUCCGCCUAAUGGCUGUCUCAUGUUCCCCAUGUGGAACCACCUGUCCCCAACCCAAAAGAGGCCCAUGUUUUGUCAUGAUAAUAGAAUGAAUAAAGGACGUGAACUCUC
This is a messenger RNA of Hippoglossus stenolepis (Pacific halibut), 912 nucleotides long. RefSeq names its product ankyrin repeat domain 45 (gene ankrd45). The record is from RefSeq and is a predicted model, not a curated record. Gene Ontology annotation, molecular function: protein binding. Lineage: Eukaryota; Metazoa; Chordata; Actinopteri; Pleuronectiformes; Pleuronectidae. The transcript has 5 exons. The coding region runs from base 56 to 712 and encodes 218 amino acids.